GUCGACAACCUGCGCCGGGGAGGACGGUGAGCGAUGGCGGUGUCUCAAGCGAAGCCAGGGAAAGAGGGCGAUGACUGCUCAUUGCUGCCUUUAGUUCAUGAUAUUAUCAAAUGCAUGGACAAAGACAACCAGGACGUCCACCAAGAGCUGGCCAAGCUGAAGACAAAGAUCCAGGAGGCUCGGGAGCAGAUCUCCAACAUGCCCGGGGUGGACAGUAGUCCGCAGGAGCAGCAGCAGCAGCUGGCUACGCUGCGGGAGCAGGUCCGCACCAAGAACCAGCUGCUGCAAAAAUACAAAAGCCUGUGCAUGUUUGACGUGCCUAAAGCAUCUUGAACCCGGAGACUGGAUUACUGCGCUGACUGGAGUGAGCUCACAGACCGUACAGCUGCAGAAGGACGUUUUGGUUUCAUCCUCACCUUUGGGGCAGGUUUCUGGAGGAUUCAAGAGAUGGACGUUCAAAUGAGCGUGGACUUACCUCAGUUGCAUUGGUGUUUUUGAACGUCACACAUUGUCUUUUUUCCCUUUUUUGUUGUAAGAAUGCAAAUUAUUUAAUAUUUGUAUCAAAGGUAGUUUUUUAGUGCAGCAUUUCUUAUAAUUUAAUAUCUUGCAGUGUUCAUACUUUGUAAUAAACAUGAGUUGAUUAAGAA
Molecule: messenger RNA, 647 nt
Organism: Epinephelus fuscoguttatus (brown-marbled grouper)
Lineage: Eukaryota; Metazoa; Chordata; Actinopteri; Perciformes; Serranidae
Gene: med9
Product: mediator complex subunit 9
Exons: 2
Coding region: 34-333 (99 amino acids)
Biological process (GO): regulation of transcription by RNA polymerase II
Cellular component (GO): mediator complex
Molecular function (GO): transcription coregulator activity
Source: RefSeq, a predicted model, not a curated record